Rhodamnia argentea is the source of this 2349-nucleotide messenger RNA. RefSeq names its product protein RFT1 homolog. NCBI's taxonomy places the organism in Eukaryota, Viridiplantae, Streptophyta, Magnoliopsida, Myrtales, Myrtaceae. Gene Ontology annotation, biological process: dolichol-linked oligosaccharide biosynthetic process; glycolipid translocation. The coding region runs from base 470 to 2023 and encodes 517 amino acids. The transcript is spliced from 15 exons. The record is from RefSeq and is a predicted model, not a curated record. Gene Ontology annotation, cellular component: endoplasmic reticulum membrane.
GUGAAUACCGACGAGCUCGCCCCGGCCUUAGUGAGGCCGCGAUUCUCAGCUAUUCGAAGCUCCUCUAAUCGACUGCGAAGCUCCGGAGGGGGAAAAUUAAGUGAGUCUUGUUGGUUGAUGUGCUUGGGCGUGGACAGCGACCUGCCGAGGCUGUUGCUCCGAAUGUGAAGUGCGUAGAUCCGUGGCUAAAGAUCCACUCGUCCUGUCCGAUCGGUUAGGAAGUUGCUGCUCGAUUCGUUACGCCGUGCGUCUGCUUGAAAAUUCUUGUCAAACGGCUUUUCAGUGACAAUUAUGGACAUGAAAAUAGAAAUUUGAAGAUUUCACGUACCAAACAGGGCUUUAGGUGCCUGAACUCGAAAGUCCAGUUUUCUUCCCGACUCUGAAGUGAAAAAAAUAAACAAAAACAAAAAAAUGAUGCAACUGAUGCAACGUUAAUCCUCCUGCGUUCGGUUCAAUUCAGAUUUUUGAGAUGGCUGAUGAUCGGAGUACUCUCUCUCAUACUUUCAAGUACUUAUUGGCUACGCAAUUUUUGGCCAGGGGAAUCCCUUUUCUGUUCAAUACGUGGAUAGUGCGGCAUCUCACUGAAGACGAUUAUGCGCUCUAUGCAGUAAAAUUUCAUCUUUUCGUCACCUGUGUGUUGUUCCUCAGUCGGGAGGGAUUUCGUCGGGCAUGCAUGCGAGCUGACAUUCAAUGCAAUGGAGCUUCAGCAGGAGAAAAUAUUAUAAAGCUAUUGAAAGUUGCUUGGAUGACUAUACCACUUGGACUAGCCAUUACCGCUGCGGCCUGUUCUUUUAUCUUCUGGUGGCAGGAACUAAGUUAUUCUGACCCCUAUGCACGAGCUAUUCUUAUAAAUGGCUUUGCAUGUAUCUUGGAACUUUUGGCUGAGCCUUUUUAUAUCCUCUCCCAGAACCUGCUUCUGCUCAAAUUACGGUUAUUGGUGGAGACAGCAGCAACAUUUUUACGUUGCUUAACAAUGUAUAUACUCAUUGUUAGGCAAACUAACAUGGAAAAGGGGAUUGUAUUUGCAUUGUCACAAGUUGCAUAUGGAGCUUGCUUCUUCUUUGGUUACUGGGGUUUUUACCUUUUCUCAAGUUCAUUCAAGAGUUCUGAUCUUUUCCCUUUCAGAGUGAGCGGUAUGGCACACUUUGAUGGUGAGCUUGCCAAUAUGUCCAUGAUAUUCACUUUUCAGUCCUUCCGAAAGUUGAUCCUUCAAGAAGGAGAAAAGAUGGUUCUUGUAUGGUUUGAUACACCAUAUAAUCAAGCUGUAUAUGGACUUGUAGACAAACUAGGGAGCCUUGUGGUGAGGCUGGUGUUCCUUCCCUUUGAAGAAAGUUCGUAUACAGCAUUUGCAAGGUCCGCAUCAGGACAAAGUGCGGACAGGAGUCGGAAGAUAGGGAGAAAUCUUACAGAGGCCCUUAAACUUGUCAUGUUGAUAGGUCUUAUAUUUGUUGCUUUUGGCCCAAGUUACUCUUACUCCCUGAUAAGGUUGUUAUAUGGUAAAAAAUGGAGUGAUGGAGAAGCACCAACAGUCCUUCGCUACUACUGCAUCUACAUCUUUUUCUUGGCUAUGAAUGGAACUUCGGAGGCAUUUCUGCAUGCAGUUGCGGAUGAAAAACAGCUCAAACGCUCAAAUGAUAUGUUGCUUGUGUUCUCGUCCAUAUAUGUGGUGCUAAAUAUCAUGUUAAUAAAAUCAACGGGCGCAGCUGGCUUACUUAUGGCAAAUUCUUUGAACAUGCUUUUGAGAAUAAUCUACUCUGCAACAUUCAUAAAAAAGUAUUUCCAGGAUUCGUCAUCCUUUUCAUUUCAUGGGUGCUUCCCUUCAGGGACAACAGUUCUGCUGCUUUCUGGUUUAGCUACACUUACCUCGGAGAAAAUUUUCUUGGACAAGGAGAACUUUUGGCCCUCAUUUUUAGUUCAUUUUUUUGUUGGGUUGACUUGCUUCUGCACAUCAGCCUUUGUCAUUUAUGCCCGUGAGAAGGCUUUUGUGAGCAGAGUUAUCCGCUUUCGUGACCAUGACGAUUGAUAUACCAGAAAUCAUCCAAAUCCUCAGCCAGGUGGCCAGUAGGCAAAAGUUUGAUGAUGAAAAGGAAAUUAGAUUGACAAUGAUGAGGGGCACGAGGAAAGAAGUGAUGUUUUACAAGACACCUGUGCCGUGCUCAAUUGCACUUCAGUCUCACUGUAAGAGACGAGCAAUAGGUUCAGUUGGUAGUCAUGAGCUAUGAGAGCUUCAAAGUGAUUAGCAGGAAAAUGGUUUGAUGAUUAUUAUUUAGAUGUAGAUCAGACAUUCUUUCUAAAACCAGAAUUUUUGACAUUUUUAAUUUGCGUUUUGAAGUGAGAUUCUUGAACAGA